Molecule: messenger RNA, 5201 nt
Organism: Pocillopora meandrina
Lineage: Eukaryota; Metazoa; Cnidaria; Anthozoa; Scleractinia; Pocilloporidae
Source: the annotation of a GenBank genome assembly
AUGAAAAUAGACGAGGUGCCUCAAGAGAUUCGUGCACGAGGACGUUUGGCUUUAAGGGCAUACAAAAAGGCCUUAUCAGAGGGGAGGACAUGUAUCAAACGCGUGCCAAUCAUGUUAAUUGGACAGGACCGCUCCGGAAAAACCAGCUUGGCGAAAUCUCUCAAAGGAGAGCGAUUCAACCCAGAGGAGGAUAGCACCGUAGGCAUAGACGUUGAUCCUUCUCAUUUCAAAGUGUCAACUGAGAUUUGGAAACCAGGAGAGAAAGACGAACAACGAAAUGUUAAGAGGGCAUGUUCUUAUGAGCAUCAUGCAGCGCGGUUGAUCGUCCAAAACUUGAGUGAGGAAAAAAGUACUCCCAAAGAAGAGAGUCUAGAAUCUGAUCAGAUUGAACACCUUGUGCCGGUGGAAUCAGUUGAGAUAAGCGUGAGCGAGGAUAUCGUUUCAGCAUCAUGUGCACGAGAUGAGAGUAUGGUAGAUAGCUGUUUACAAUCUGAAGAGGACUUAUAUCCCAUACCCGCAGCUUCAGUAGCACCUAAUACAUUCAGCCAUGACUCUGUUUCCAACUCUGAGUCUGGGGAUUUACUUGUGGGUUCGGAUUUCAUCUCUAUGUCACAAGAUCAAACAAUCAGCGAUCAAAGCCCUGCUGACGAUAUCCAAACUGUGCCAGAUGAUGUUGCAAGUUUAGUUGAGGUUUUCUUGCGCGAAGAUAAGGACUUAGAACGCGAAGAGGAUAUAUACUCCGUUUUGUGGGAUUUUGGCGGACAGUCAGUUUACUAUACCACCCACCCACUCUUCCUUACGCCGAAAGCAAUAUACCUUUUGGUGAAUGAUCUCAGCCGGCACCUGCACGAUAAAGCCAAAUCAGUUAUGAAACAAGGAAUGUUCACGAAAUUACAGGACAGCUUUCGUUUGAAAACGAAUGCCGAUUAUCUUGAUUUUUGGAUGUCAUCUGUUGCAUCUCUCGCCAUUCAGGACGAAAGUCAUUCUAAAAAGACGAAAUCUGACUUGUUGCCUGAACUUCCACCGGUGUUUUUAGUGUGCACUCACGCUGACAAACCUUGUGAUGAAGGAGAUCCUCGUGAGCUGGACAGGAUGGUAUUUGGCCACCUGCAGACCAAACCCUACAAGACGCACCUACAUGAUGUCUUUAUUGUGGAUAAUACCAAGUCUGGCCAUGAACUGGAAUGUCCAGAAGUCUUGCGCUUGCGCCAGGAAAUACGUACCGUCGCCAAGGAGCUACCCCACAUGAAAGAAGCAGUGCCAAUCAAGUGGCUCAAGUUUGAAAAAGAAAUGCAAGCCAAGAAAGAUGAGGGUAACAAGUGGAUUUCCCUUGAAGAGACAAAAGAAGUUGCUUGGGAGGUGUGUAACGUUUCUGACGAAGAAGAAUUUAGAACUUUACUAAAUUUUUUGCAUGAUCAAAGAGUUUUAAUACACUUUGAUGACACUCCAGAGCUGAGUAAAAUGGUGGUCUUGGACACUCAGUGGUUGAUCAAUGUUUUCAAGGAGGUUAUUACCAUUCGGCCAUUUGACAGCAAGGAGAAAAAAUUUGAAGAGCUCUGGUUUAGGCUUGAAAAAGAAGGAGUCUUGGAGGAACCUCUUUUAGAACAUGUUUGGGGUCCUUUAUAUCGCAAAGAGGAUACUUGCCAAAGUCUCAUUGCUAUCAUGGAGAAGUUCAGCUUACUUUGCUCUUGGCCUUCUUCGUGUGGCUCAUGUGAUAAGCAGUACCUAGUGCCUUCCAUGUUAAUGUCACACCCACCAGAGGAAAUAAUGGAGCUGAUUGCAUCUGCAGAAAUUCCUUCUCUUUUUCUUAAAUUUGAUACUGGACAAGUUCCACCUGGCUUGUUUCCCCGAUUAGUGCUGCAGUUUUUACAGUGGUGCAAACAAGAAUGUGCCAGCCCAGAGCACCCUCAGCUAUACCACAAUUUUGUCAGAAUUUACCGCUCUGAAGAAGUAAAUUGCUCCGUAAUCCUUCUGUGCCAUAUGUCAUCAAUUGAAAUCGUUGUCCAUAAAGGCAAUGACGGUCACGAAGUGGCACAAUGUUCUAAGUCUGCGAUUAGUUCGCCUGUAAAUAGUAACCACGACCCCUUUGCUUGUGCAGUACUGAGGCAACUUGAAUUGAUGCUUGAGUCCAUGCGAAGGGAAUUCUGUUGGCUACAGAAUAUGAAAUACGAAGUGAGUUUUUUGUGCCCUGUUUGUUGUCACGGAGGUGCCGUCAGCUACUGCCGCACACAUCUUACAAAAGGCUGCAAGCAAGAAGAAUGCUUGCACUUCUGGCUCGAGUCAGAGUUGUGCAGCGAAAAGAAGAUCAUAGCUUGCACCAGAUCUGCAGUUGCUAAGAUGAACAGAGUGUUGGUGAAAGACUUCGAGCCUUGGUUUUCUCCUAUGAGAAAUCAGGUAAAUAAUUGUAGAUAACAUGUGACCGUUUUCGGAGGUGACUUCCUCUUUGUAAAGAUUAACAGAAAACUUUGAAACGUAUUUGGCAUCAAAAGAUGAGAUGAGACCACGAACGCUUAACUGAAAGGGGCAGAAGUCGGGUCCAUAGAGGUGAUAAAAUAAAAAUAAAUAUUCAUUGUUUCCUUAAAAUAAGCCAAGUAAUCAUCCUAUCGCACUUGCCUUAGGUAACUCUUGAAUAUCAAGCAAAAUGUUCCUCAUUAAACGUACAACAGUUCAGAAAUGUUGCAUUUACAUGAUGAUGUUUAAUUCUCCUUCUUUCUUUAUAACAGCUGACUGUUGAUAAUUGUGAUGGCGGAAACUUAGCGUCAGCUGAAGGUAACAUUACUGUAUAAGUUUUUUGAUGGUUCUCUAUAGAUAACGGAAAGGGAAAAAAAUUCAUUUCGUUUGAAAAAUACAUUUCAUUUGACAGACCUGAAGAAGCAAAUAGUGCAUGGCUGAUAAAUUGUCACCUUUUAUUUGUGUUAAGACGAUGAGGAAACCUUUUCUGCUGACGAGGUUCUGCGAAUCCGUUUAACACAGCAGCGAGACGACCAAACUAUUUCGCCGCAACUAAAGGGGAGUCUGCUGCUGGAGGGAGCCUGUUCUGAUACGCCAGACUUUGAUUCCAAAAGUGGUAAAAUAUUGCCUAAUCUGGGGAAAACUACUGGUGAGUGCAUCUCAUACUUCCCCCUUUAGGAUUUUUUUUAUAUUAAUAUAACAGCUAAAAAUAUUCGCUAUUUUUAUCCAAAAAUAAUAAGAAUAAAUGAUAUGGAAAGGUUCCAGGUUAUAUUCGUGUAACUUUGUUGGUAUCGUGUUGGGAUAUUGUGUAAUUACUAAUGUGCUGAAAAUCUCCGCAGCAGUCGUCAAUAAUUUCCGAAGAACUUAUGCUGUGAAAACAUUUGUUUGAAAUAUCAUUGAUUUAUGACUGGUCUUUUCCUUUUGUUUUUUCUAAGCAACCACCGAAAUUUGCCUACCUGAUGAUGUUGAACAAUCCCUCCUGUCAACGUCGUGCGACGCCAAAGAGAUUGUUCAUCAACUGAAGGAGAACCUGCCACUAAACAAAGACGUUCUUGAGAGGCCAGACAAUGACACCAAGAAAAUAAUCCGUGGUCUGGCUCAGAAAGCAAAAGAUUUAAAGAGGCUUGAUGUCUUCGAACAUUUAAGAGAGAUUACACCGGCUGGAACUACUGGUUAGUUACCUAUAUUGCGGGACCUAUCUUGCCCUGAAGCUACGGGAUACGUGAGAGUACUGCAGAAAUCAAAUCAAAAUCACGAAGAAAACAUAAACUCCUAGAAGUUUUUGAUUUGACAACCACCUACGAAGCAGAUAUUUGACCCAACGAACUACAUUUUCUAACUCUCUUCAUUAAGCAUCAGCAGACUUACUAGCCGUGCCCCGAAGAAAGACUGACCAGUAGUGGGUUCAACGUGUUUGUUUACACUGAAAACAAUUUUUCAUGUGUGUUUCUGAUGAUUUUUUAGCUAUUCAUCUUCAUAAAUUAACUAAAGGUUUCUUUUUCCAUUAUUAGGUCCUUUAUUGCCAGAAAACCUUCCUGUUCAACACAUGCCAAUCACUAAAGCAAGGGAUCUUUCAAUCCGCUUAGCUGGUAAGCUUUGCUAUUUAUCUCACAAAUAGUUUUGGAUGAAAAUUUCCUGCAAGUACAACUAUAUUUUAAUUCAUGUCUAUUCAUAGUUUGGAACGUCAGUUCUAAAAUUCAAGUCCAAGUUAACAAUACUUUUUGUAAUAGACUAAACUGAAAAUUUUUAGCAGGUUUCCACCCAUCUUCAAAGGCCUUUUACCAUAGCUAUUCAUAGGCGGACAUAGUUGGUGUGUCAUUUUGCUCACUUUAACUGCGUGCCAUUUCACUCGCUGUCGUACUUUUUCGCUAACUUAAGGUACGCAUUGUUCUCGUUGACAGGCACCUUUAUUUUUGUCGUGCUCUUUCUACAAAGGAAAAACCUUUGAUAAGUUGUGCCAUCGGACACCCCGCUCUGAAGCCGCCGUGUCUUUUCACUCAUUGCCUAUUGUUUAGGGAGCCAUUUUACCAUGCCCGUGGGUUCACCUGAAUCCAUCGCCCAGAAUUCAGCGACAUAUCCGGCAUUUUCAUUGAGACGCUGGCGCUAAAUUUAAAAGCUAAUUAGAAAAUGAUUGUCAAACAAUAAAGGAAAAGGGCUGAAAAUGUCGAGGAAGGCUUACGCUCUCUUCGUUUACGGAUAAACUACUUUUCAAAUGCUACUUUUACCAUAUGGCUUUUAAAGAAGAAAGUUCAAUUGAACAGUGUAUCAUUCUCACUUUGUUCUUCUUGCGCUUUCAGAAGAGGUCGCAAAUUUGCCUUGAAAAUUGACUAUGUUAGCAUCCUGCUUGUAUGAGAAAAGUCGAUCUCAAUAGAAAAGCACUUUCAGGCGUAAUUUAUCUUCACUAACGAUUGCUAGAUUUCUCUUUUACCAUAUGGUUAUUUUUAUCUGACAUUCUAGAAAGCGUGUUAGAAAUUUUCAGGGGAUUCCAAACUUUGGAAGUAGUAAUAAAAAAAGAAUCAAACAAACAAACAAAUAAAAAAAAACCCUUUGAUUUAGGUGGCGAUGAGUGGAUGGAGCUUGCUGAAGGACUGGGACUGACUCCAGAAGAAAUUCGUUUUCUUGACAAGCGUACUCUGAACCCAAUGGAAGCAGCUUUAUCUUUUAUUGCCAAACAGCGAUUCUUAAGCGUGGGUGAGCUGUACGAAUUGUUGAAUGAACGUGACUUCCCUUUGUUGGCUGAUCUUUUGUAA